Messenger RNA from Spodoptera exigua (beet armyworm), 666 nucleotides. The record is from the annotation of a GenBank genome assembly. NCBI's taxonomy places the organism in Eukaryota, Metazoa, Arthropoda, Insecta, Lepidoptera, Noctuidae.
AUGGCGCCGCCCUCGGAACGCAUGGGAACCGUUACGUCGCGGACUGAAACCAACGUUUCAGACAGACCGCACUUUUUGUGCACUUGGAAUCGAAUGCACUUAUAUGAAAAAACACAUAACAAACAUUACUGCGAUGUUAUCGAUGCUAAUGAAGAUAUUACAAUAUCUGCGGCUCAAGGUCGCGCCGGCCAGUGUCAGCCCAGCGACAGCGCUGUAUACGUGGAGAUGGACACAAUAUCGCAUUACUUAGCGAAACAUCAAACGGAAAUAGACGAAUGCAUUCAGUCACACAGUAUACAAACCAGAUUCACUGAUUACCGCCGCGAGUGUUGGCGCUGGACGGCACGGCGCAUGCGCAGCCGGCCGGCGCAGGCUCGCCGCCGUAGCGGAUACAAGGGCACGCCCCGCGCGGCCUGCGCCGGCGCCGCCCUCCGGCCGCCGCCCGCCGGACCACAGGAAAGCAAUAUAAAUUCGAUGCAUAAUUUUUCAGAGUCGGCAAUAAAUCGACGCGAAUAUAGCGCGCGGCCGUCCGUCCGGACGGACGCUAAUGUAUCGCGUAAAUCAGCCGCGAGCCGACCAGCCGUGCGGCUGACACUGGGGCCGUGCCAAUGUGGAUUCUAUGUGCACGCCAUAAGGCGGAAAAUCGGUAUUUGGUGUGCAAUGUAA